AUGGCUUCACAGCCCGAUACCGUGGAGAGCACAAAACGGUUACUACAAGCUCAGAAUAAAAAUGCUGAUAUUAUACAGUUUGUCAUUGACAGAGUUGCUAGUGGAAAGCAAUAUGUUCCGGUGAAUGCGUUCUCUCUUAUUUAUUACCUUGCUCCAGAAGGCGCAAAGAAGAACAAGUUCAAUGGUCCAUUAACUGAGAUCUUGUUCAAUGCUUUAAUACCCGAAGGCGUGUUUGAUGGCUUAAUUCCAGACAAUUGUGACUUACUUGCCAUCAAGGCUGGUUUCCUGGUGAGUACGGACAACUCAAAGUGGAUCAAGCCAAGUGCAAGGGCCAAUAAAACAGUUGUGCCCUUGAAGAGAGUCUCCAAAACGUCAACUUCGGGACUUCCUACCUUCAUUAAAUUGAACAAAGUGUCGGCCAGUUUGGCUACUUCUGUCAGUACUCCUAAUCUUACUGAUGGUAGUAGCUCUGAUGAUAUGGAUGACUUGGAGUCUGCAGAAGCCGAAAUGGAUGAAAAGGCUAGAAAGAGUAAGACGAGUUAUUUCGAGGAGCAUGAAAACGUUGACACUCUCGAAGAAGAAGAUGAGGAUCAGCUUUUGAACUCUGAGGAUUUGUCUAUGCCUACAAUUGUUCCCUUAAAGUGUUCCAAAACUGGUAAAAAGAGAAGAAGAGCAUGCAAAAACUGUACAUGUGGUCUUAAGGAAGAAGAGGAAAAGCAAGGGUCUCAAAGAAAAAGUUUGCAGGAUUCCGUUCUUGGUAACAUGGCAAAAAGUGCCAGUGAUGCCGCUGAAGUUAUUGAAAAUAGGCUUAGGCGAAUGGACCAAAAGAGUAAAAUUAUUAAGUUCAAGCCGGACGAGAUGAACGAAAUAGACUUUACUGUCAAAGGAAAAACCGGCGGAUGUGGAUCAUGCGCAUUAGGUGAUGCCUUUAGAUGCGAUGGUUGUCCCUAUCUUGGUCUGCCGGCUUUUCAGCCCGGCCAGCCAAUUAGUUUGGAUGCUUUCGCUCAGGAUAUCUAA
This is a messenger RNA of Brettanomyces nanus, 1017 nucleotides long. RefSeq lists its product as uncharacterized. Lineage: Eukaryota; Fungi; Ascomycota; Pichiomycetes; Pichiales; Pichiaceae. Bases 1 to 1017 code for a protein of 338 amino acids. Gene Ontology annotation, biological process: iron-sulfur cluster assembly. The record is from RefSeq and is a predicted model, not a curated record. The transcript has a single exon. Gene Ontology annotation, cellular component: cytoplasm. Gene Ontology annotation, molecular function: iron-sulfur cluster binding.